CCCGCUUUGCGUCGAAACGGCGGGAAAUUCGUUCCGGAUGACGGAGUCAAGAUGGGAUCAGUCUCCACUGGCAAAUCGCUAGCCAGGCUUCGACGCGGCGGCGCCGGCGGGACAUUAUCUCAUUUUCUCGCUACUAAGUGGGUUGCAUACGCAUCGCCGAUUUCGUCCUCCUCCUAUUCUUUCAGCUCCGCCGCUUCCGUUGCCUCUUCAUCUGGUUUUCAACCAUCGCCGCCUUCUUCUGAAAUAGAAGGGAAAUCCUCUAGGUGGUCAAAAUGGUUUCUAUUCCUACCUGGAGCGAUCACAUUUGGUCUUGGAACUUGGCAGAUUUUCAGAAGACAAGAGAAGAUAAAAAUGUUGGACUAUCGAGAGAAGAGACUGCAGAUGGAGCCUUUAAAAUUCAGCAGUGCAUCUCCAUCUGCUGAAGAAUUGGAUUCUCUAGAAUUCAGGAAGGCGGUCUGCAAAGGAGUUUAUGAUGAUAAAAAAUCAAUCUUUGUGGGUCCACGUUCGAGAAGUAUUUCAGGAGUGACUGAAAAUGGCUACUAUCUUAUAACACCUCUUAUGCCGGCUCCCAGUUGUCCAGACAGCGUGAGUUUUCCAGUAAUAGUCAACAGAGGAUGGGUUCCACGCAGUUGGAGAGAUAAGUUUGUUGAAGCUUCUCAAGAUGGUGAGCAGUCUUCAGAACCACUCCCCUCUCCAUUGCAGGCUGGUGGAACAAAAUCCUGGUGGAGAUUUUGGUCUAGAAAACCUGAUAUCACUGAGGUGUUGUCAUCAUUCUGGAUCUAG
This is a messenger RNA of Neltuma alba, 783 nucleotides long. RefSeq names its product surfeit locus protein 1. The record is from RefSeq and is a predicted model, not a curated record. Gene Ontology annotation, cellular component: membrane. NCBI's taxonomy places the organism in Eukaryota, Viridiplantae, Streptophyta, Magnoliopsida, Fabales, Fabaceae. The transcript is spliced from 4 exons. The coding region runs from base 52 to 783 and encodes 243 amino acids.